Podarcis lilfordi (Lilford's wall lizard) is the source of this 7088-nucleotide messenger RNA. Lineage: Eukaryota; Metazoa; Chordata; Lepidosauria; Squamata; Lacertidae. The record is from the annotation of a GenBank genome assembly.
AUGUGUGUGGCGGGGGAGAAUGCGACCUCCGUCCGUUGGCUUAAAAACAGCCGUAUUUUGUGUGGAGAACGUCGAGGGGCGAGGAGGGCCGCGAGCCCCGCGACGGUUACCGCGGAAAACUGCCUCAGCGGCCCGAGGUAAACGUUGCGUAGUGGGGCGGGGCUGCGGACCGGAAGCCGAGUGUGACGUCAGGACUUGCGCAGCCGCCAAUAAGUGGGCGGGGCUUCCUUUUCCGGGUUUCCCUCCUUGCUCUUCCUUUUGAGAGAACAGGGGAGUGAAGUUUACCCCCGCGAGGGUCUGGGACGCGGCAUAUUUUUCUCCCACCCUCGUAUUACUUGAAAGUGCUUAAUGGCUGUACCUUCCUCGUGAAAAGGGCCUUGUCGUAGCCCUACUUGGCUAUAACGUUCUCGAAUUUUUUUUGCUCCAGUAGCUACCCGCAAACGCCCAACUAUCCUGCGACGCCUCAAGGGAUAUGCAUUUGUGGAUCAGGGGCGCCGUCGUGAGAUCUGCCCAGAGAUCUGCGCGUGGAGGCUGUCCAUAAAGCAGCUGGGCCCUGCUCCAUUAUUCUUAAACCCCCGCUGGCUGUUAGCUUACUCUCCACAAUCCAUGUAUGUCUGCACCUUUCAACCUAGAAUAGUACUUCUGUUGUCUGAUGAAGAGGGGCUCUAGCCCACAAAAAGCUUCGGCUGUUGCCUUUCUUCAACUGUGCAGAAUUAAAACCUUUUCUAUUAAAGACUAGCUUGACUUCCUCUGCAGGAUUAAUGUUGUGUAUUAGCUUUAAUAGCACUCUCCUAGUCAUGUUUACUCAUAAGUAUGUGUGGUUAGCCCUGCAGCCGAAAAAUUGUCCCAAGCAAAGGAAUACUCUCAAGUCUAAAUGCUGUACGCUUCUCUCUCCCUUCCCUCCCAUACAGAUAGAUAUAUAGGUAUCCAUAUCUCAUACCUUCAGCAUGCCAUCUGUGAGCCACUGCUCAAUGUGGAUUAAGAGAUGUUUGUGCUGCAAGGGGAGCAAGCUGUGCUUUCUUGUAGUGCAGACUUUUUGUGCCUGUGUUCUGUUUCUAGUAAAUGCAAGUUGCUCAGACAUCCUUGUUUUUUUGUUAAUGAUAAGUAGUUUCUGGUAGCCUGAAGAGAAGAUCUGCAAAAGUCCUCCCACCUUGUCAAAAGGACCAUUCUUUAUAAACAUGAAGAAGAGUUAGGAAUUUUGUGCUCUCCAUCAACUUGCCAAGUGAUGAAAAGAAGGUAGCUUCAUAAGAGUGCUUUUUUGUCAUCAGUAGAGCGGAAACUUCUGCCAUGAUUAUGAGUAGAGCUUUUUACUGAGGAUUACAAGAGAAUAAAAUAAAAUUUCACGAGGGCCUUGCAAGUACUAACUCUUGUCUUAGGAUUCAUGCUUCUUAAAUCACUUCAGCCCAUCUUUUAUGUGCUUGUACGCUUUGCACUCCAGAUGUCCUUAUGAAUGCACUGGUGGUUCAGGAUGGUAAUUAUGGAACUAGGGGCAGUGUUCGAAACUCCCAUUGUUCUAGGCACAUUUUGCGACAGAGAAUUUCAUAAGCACAAGCAGGUUCUGACCUCUUGGCCCAGUACUGUGCCUAAGUUUUCAGAUUAAAACUUUGUACUUCCAGCAGUUUGAACUCCAUCUUGUACCCCACUUUCAAGAAGCACUUGUUUGAUAUUUGCAGGGGAAAGUAUGCCGGCACCUCCUUCACAGUAUUUAAAUUGUUUCAGUUAAGAAGGAUUUGCAUAUUUGCAAGCAACAUAAUUUUACACCAGUUUUCAAAUCAACACAAAAUUAAACAGUUGUGACAUUUACAGAGCAUGAGGUAGAUAUUCAUCGUGCUUUAGGCCGCAUAGUCAUCUUGUCAUCUGUGACACACAAGUUGGAAUGGGGUGGGGAGAGGAUGUCCUUCCUCCUUUGUGAUUUAUCUUAAUUUUGCCACCUGUGGCUAACUUGCUAGGUGUUUCUUUCUACAGGUUGGAUACAGAAAAUACAGGACUGUUCAUGAGAAUUUUAAGCAGGGCUCCACAAAUUAUUGCUGGCCUUAGUAGUGAGCCAUUUGUAUUGGCCACUGGCUCCUCUCCUACACAGAAUCCUCUGGCACACAUGGGGAAGAGCUGGGUCAGCUUUUCACUUACCCUGGGCUUUCAACACACUAGGAAACAGCAAGAGAGAUGCUUGGUAUAUCUUCUAAAUGAGGUACUAAAAGAGGCAGGCUCCGUCUUUGUGUGUGUCAGAGAACUUGGACAGAGAGAGAGUAGUCUCUCUUUCUAACCUGUUAUGAAGAAAGAGCCUUCCCCUUGGGUUGUCUGCAAAUCAUGCAAUAAUUUGAGAAAUGAGGUACUGUAUCUUGCUUUGUCCAGGACAUCUAGGAAUUGCCAGAAAGAGACCAUUAGUAACUGCUGGUCACGCCUGACUGUAUUUAUUACGGAUGUUUGCACUUAACUACCCAGGACAGUGGUUUUCAAACAGUAGGGCAGUCUCCCUUUAGCACGUGGAAAGAGAAUUCAAAGUCAAAAAGAGACAGAACCUUAAGCCAUGUAGAACCAUCCUCCCUAGCAGGCCAAGACAUGAUGGGCUGAACACCCCAGCAGAAAAUAUUCAUUGAUUCAUACUGAGUUUAAGUGGAUGAGUGAGCGCCCACCUAAUUUGGCAGGAGCUUCUCCCCUUUUCUAAAACUCUUACCUUGUUGGAAUAGUGUCCCACAUGCAAAGACCUUUGUGUGCCAUGAGCAGAGUUUUGGUUCUGAUUUGACAAGGGGGAUCAUAGGACAGAAUUGAUUGAGAAGGGGGUGACAAGCUCAUACUGAGCUGGGGCCUAUAAUCUCUUGCACAAAAUGCUGACACUUUGUAUCUCUUAUUCCAGCAGCAAUUUCUUUCUUUGAAACUUAACCCAAUGAGGCAUCAGAGGGACGUGUUCAGCAUGGUGAUGACAAAUAAACUUGGAGCACCUUGCAAAGGACCUUGUGGUGCCAAAAGCCAUGGGGUGGAGGAUGCUGCUGCCGUUUUGAAGCUGGGCUAUCUAACUCAAGAGGAAGAUAAUUUGCACGGAACAUAGGAUGAGUGGGACAGCUGAGCCACGGCUGCUGCACUUCAUAUGUUGAUGCCGGAGACAAGAUGGCUGUAAACUACGACUGAAACGGUGGGUCUUAACACUGGCUCUGAAUAGUUGAUCCCGACACACACAGUACAGUGUAUAUUUUGCAUUGUAAUUGCAGUUGGGAGAGGAAACACAGCUGCACUGUAGGUAGACCAAAUACUCCAGCCAUAGACGUUGCCUCCUAGUAGACUGCUAUUAUUAAAGUGAUCCUGCUAGGGUGAUGGGUGGGAAAUGGGUGUGAACUUCAAUCCUUACAGAAUAUGAAAAUAAUAAAGACCAAACUAUCACAAGAUUGGGACGCGGGUGGUGCUGUGGGUUAAACCACAGAGCCUAGGACUUGCCAAUCAGAAGGUUGGCGGUUCGAAUCCCGGCGGGGUGAGCUCCUGUUGCUCUGUCCCUGCUCCUGCCAACCUAGCAGUUCGAAAGCACGUCAAAGUGCAAGUAGAUAAAUAGGUACUGCUCCGGCAGGAAGGUAAACGGCGUUUCCGUGCGCUGCUCUGGUUUGCCAGAAGCGGCUUGGUCAUGCUGGCCACAUAACCCGGAAGAUGUACGCCGGCUCCCUCGGCCAGUAAAGAGAUGAGCGCCGCAACCCCAGAGUCGGUCACUACUGGACCUAAUGGUCAGGGGUCCCUUUACCUUUUUAUCACAAGAUUAUUCUGUGUCUUUGCAAAAUAAACUUGGCCAUGUACAGAUACUGUGAUGAUGACUAUUAACUAUGUUUCACAUAGCAAAUUAGUACUUCAUAUCGUAGCUCACGUGCUGUCCUUUAUGUGGUGAAUGCUGUUUGAUGUCUCUGUUGGGAGACUCAGUUCUGAUGCUUUUGUUUUUGUUACGCAUGAGCUGUUAAGCAAUUAGGGCUUGACUUAGUGAGGUUAUUUGUUCUAGCAUGUAUCUGAAUAGGUCUUCAUAAACCUGGGAAUCAAGAAGGGAAGGAAAUGGAUGUAGCUGCGUUUUUAUUUUCCUCUUCUGUUUUGCCUUUUGUCCCAGUUCUUAAAUGAAACAAGGUGUGAGUGUCUGAUUUUAUUUUAGGGAGGGGGAAGCUAGCUGGGUUGUACACUUCAAAGGAAGUAAUUAUCCUUAGAAGCUCAGAUGUUCAACUUGGGCAGUUGCCACUGUAGGUUUAUUAGAAAGAAACCUUGGACAUUGUACUAACUCACAGAGUUUGUGGUACAGAAAGUGGCUACAGCUGAAUACACAAAUCCAUGCUAUUAACAUAUGUGUAAAGGUCUUUUUUUUUUUUUUAAGAAACACAGUGAACACAAUGGGAGGAAUGAAUGGCUUGGUUCACAUGUUGGGUUGAAUUUUUGUUUGAUGUUAUAUGAAUGAGGCUUGAGCUUGUGUGCUGCCCCCUCACUUUGCAGGCUUUGAUUUCAACCUCCUUAUGUCAAACCUUGAUUUACUGUUACAUUCAGACCGGCAAACUAGUAGAUGUUCUUUCCCUCUUAUUCAAACCACAAUGCCUGAGAGCCCAAGAAUCUCUCACAAUGCAAAAGCAUUAACUGCUGUUGUGUUAGAGGUGAGCCAGUUCAAUGUGAAUCAGCUCCCAUGCUGCACUUCAUCACAAGACUGCUUUUAUUAUCAUAGAUUGAAGGUAAUAUCCAAGAGUAGGCUACAGUUCUUGCUGCUUUGUGGCACAAAAAUAUAUUGGGAAAGGCUGCUAAGACUUCAUAGAGUAACACUUUUAAUCUGCAAAACUUGAGUGUGUCCCACUGUGUGCUAAGGUGAGAAGGAAGCAGCUGAAUACAUUGCUGUUGCUUGCACACUCCGCUAUUGUUGCCUGCCUUUUUUCCUGCUGUCUGCUCACUGCUUUUCUUCUGCCCAUAAGAGCUACUAACAAUGAUGUUUCCAAAGAAAGGAAAAGCAGUUCAGCUUUAUAGCAGCUGUUAAAUAUUUUUGUCAGGCCAGGCUCUCCAUGGCUACUUGAGAUGGAGAUGAACAGUGAUUAGAGAAUCUUGGAAAAGCUAUGGGUGUUCUUCCAGUUACUGAUCUGGCUAAACUGGGUAUUACAGUUUUUAGAAACUUGGAAGUGUAGUUUGAUCAGAUACCUGCUUUUAAAAUGCAUUUUAAAUUAAUACAUCAUAAAUAAUUUACAUGCUGCUGUUAAUGUUUGGAUUAUGAUAAUGUCAAAGGUAUAAUACUUGUUCUAGCCUUAGCGUUCCACCCCUGGGAAAACAAUCUGUCUUGCAAACAGUGAUUCAGGCACCUUCCUCCUGUUUUUCCCCAGGUUCUGGUCUCUGAAUUGUUCCUGCCUCUCCAGAACGGUAUUCUAGCUCCAUAAAGCCACAACUAGAAGAAAACUUUAUACUACCAGUUGAUGCCCUUUAAUGCUGAAAGCAAUAAUGUGCACAUUGAUAAUAGAAUUGUAGAGAAGUGACCACGAGGAUCAUCUAGCCGAACCCUGUAAAGCAGGGAUCUAAGAUUAAGAGCCUCACACUCUACUGACUGAGCUAUGAGGGUCUAGACUGAUAAUGACAGCAGUAUAGAGAAGGAAUAGGCACUGUCAGCUGGAGCAUUUUACUGUAAUUUAUUGAACCAGGCAACUUAGAAUACAGAUAUUGCCAUUUGUGCAGAAGUGUUGGAGCAGAGGGAAUGCCUAGGAGGGAAAAACAGCCAGGCUUUCUAGAAAUGUAACUUCUUUUUGCUAUUUGCCAGGUGCCUUUCAAGUUGCUUACCAUCCCGUUCCAGAGAGCAUUUGGAAAUCAGUGCUUUGUUUAAUCACCAAGCCAUCCAGAAAGGUAAGACAAUUUCUCAAUAUUUGCUAGCUAUGUAGUGUGAAGGUUUUUCCCUCCUAAUUUUCAUGUUGCCUUUUGUGCUUUGUUGUGUCAGAAUUGCAUAAUCAUAUAUGCUGAUAGUGAACUCAUUCUCCAAGUGCUAAUCCUUAUGGAGCUAAUCCAACGCACAAAUAAAAUCCAAUCAUAGGCAUCUCAGUGUGUUUUUCCUCUGUAAAGCUCUGCCUGUGUAGAAUAAAGACACUUAUUCUUCUGUUUUCACCGCAAGUAGCAGCAAAUGAAAAUGCAGCUAGAUUUAUUUUCAUUGCUGGUUUUUUGUUUUGUUUUUUGCUUGUUGGCUGAAACUGGUCUACUCACCUGGCUUCCUACUUUCAUUGUUGGAGUCUAAGGAAGCAGUUUUCUAUGUGUGGUAAUAAGCUUUAGCAAUGUGGAAUGGUCUUUGUAAGGAAGUCCCUGGAUGCGUCAGUGGAAUGGAUAGCUAAGAGCCUGGUCAGGCAAAGUUGCUAAUAUUUUUCUGCUUAAAUGAGAAACCAGGCAUUUUGCACAGAAAAAGAAUGCGAUCUCAGAAGUAGCUUUGCAUAGGGUGAUUUAAGUUUGGUUGACAUCCUUCUGGAGGGAGAUGUGGCUGCUUAAUCCCAUGCUGCUUGGGAAACAAAUACCGCAUUGUAUAGCUUUGUCUACUGCCUUGGUUCAGGUGAUUCCUUCCUACGCUCAUAGCUAUACAGGACAACCACCAAUGGGGAUUUGGGGGGGGGGCAGAAGGGCAGAGAAAAGUUAUGACAGCUGGUUCUGUUCAUACAGCCCUUUGAUCUGUAGCUGUCUACUUGGGUAUUAGUAUGUAAAAUAUGCAAUUUGCUAGUUUUCACCUCCCUGGAUAUAAUUACUAUUUUAGGAUGACAACUUGUUUCACUUUGAUGUUACAAGUCAAUAUAGCCUUUAUUCUUUCUAACUCAUGUUAAGAUUACAAAUAGUAAUGGUGUAUUGCAGAAGCAAAUGUUUACUUUUGGCUCCCACCGAAGCUCAGUAACUCUUUUCUGUAUUCUCAGCUUAUGCAUUCUAUUAUGUGCAAAUAAUUCCUUUAAUUGUAUGGUGUUAGCUAUGUACACUUUUGAUUUCUCUCUCUCUAAAGGUGGCAGAUUUUAUUUUAUCUAUCAGUUGGACACAGUAUCUUCAAAACACUUUUGCCUCUUCCCCUUGGAUGAGAACAUAUAGCUUUCCCCAAUAUUUGUAUGUUUGUGUCAUUUUAAUCUUUUCCUUCAACAGAAUUCUGA